AUGAUAACCUCAAGCUAUAUUAAAGCAUACAACAUGCUCGGAUUGCUUGUUUCGAUGUUUUCAUUGCUUGCAGGGCUAAGAUUCUAUGCAACAAUGAACACAAGCUAUCUGAAGGCAAUGGGCAUACUUCAAUCAUUCUUUAUCAUGGAAAUAGCAAACAUAUGCACCAAGAAAAGCAAUGCAAGAUACCUUCCCACUGUGAUGCAAGUGGUUUCGCAGCUACUCAUGAUAUGGAUUGUGUUCUGGUACUAUAAAAUAAUCAACUGGUCGUUUCCCGUAAUAAUAUCAUGCUGGUGCUUGUCAAAUAUGAUACGAUAUAUAUUCUACAUAUUCAGAACACACACAAUAGGCAUCAUACGGUACAACCUCUUUCUAUUAACCUCUCCAACUGGAUUUUUUCUGGAGAUGUAUUGCCUGAAGAUGCUUUACGACAGCUCAGGCAGAGUUAUUUCGUAUGCAGUUGCAAUGUCUGCACUUGCAUAUGCUCCAGGAUUCAUGUUUAUAUUUUCGCAUAUGCUCAGGCAAAGAAGAUGGUCGAAGAAGACUCGAGCCUCAAAACACAAGAAGAAAGCUUAG
Ordospora pajunii is the source of this 576-nucleotide messenger RNA. RefSeq names its product tyrosine phosphatase-like protein. NCBI's taxonomy places the organism in Eukaryota, Fungi, Microsporidia, Ordosporidae. The coding region runs from base 1 to 576 and encodes 191 amino acids. The record is from RefSeq and is a predicted model, not a curated record. Gene Ontology annotation, cellular component: endoplasmic reticulum membrane. Gene Ontology annotation, molecular function: 3-hydroxyacyl-CoA dehydratase activity. The transcript has a single exon. Gene Ontology annotation, biological process: sphingolipid biosynthetic process; fatty acid elongation; very long-chain fatty acid biosynthetic process.